UUUUGUUACUUUCCGGUACAUAGAUUUGUUAGCGUUUUAAGCCACAGUUGCUUUUACGUCGAAAUGCAAGAUCAGUAGGUGUUUUGAACUUAGGUUUGAUUGAUUAUAACUAAAAGAAGCCAGCGCUGUAAUCAUAUACAGUCGAGUCCAUAUCAGUUAACCUUUGAUGGACCAGUAUGAGAAGGUUGAGAAGAUUGGUGAAGGAACGUAUGGUGUGGUCUACAAGGCUCGUGACAAAGUUACCAAUGAAACAAUCGCUUUGAAGAAGAUUCGUCUGGAGCAAGAAGACGAGGGUGUCCCAAGCACAGCUAUUAGAGAAAUCUCGCUGUUGAAAGAGAUGCAACAUGGAAAUAUUGUCAAGUUACAGGAUGUUGUGCACAGUGACAAACGAUUGUAUCUGGUUUUCGAGUAUCUGGACCUGGAUUUGAAGAAGCAUAUGGACUCAUGUCCCGAGUUUUCAAAGGAUCCACACCUUGUAAAAAUGUUUCUAUAUCAGAUCCUACGUGGCAUUGCUUAUUGCCAUUCCCAUAGAGUUCUCCAUAGAGACUUAAAACCUCAAAACCUUUUGAUUGAUCGCCGUACCAAUGCACUAAAGCUCGCAGAUUUUGGAUUGGCCAGGGCCUUUGGCAUUCCUGUCAGGACAUUCACACACGAGGUGGUUACACUGUGGUAUAGAGCACCAGAAAUUCUUCUUGGAUCGCGUCAUUAUUCUACUCCUGUUGAUGUGUGGUCGGUCGGUUGUAUAUUUGCUGAGAUGGUGAACCAACGGCCACUCUUCCCCGGUGAAUCUGAGAUUGAUGAGCUGUUCAAAAUUUUCAGAAUCAUGGGAACUCCAAACGAAGAUACAUGGCAUGGUGUGACUUCACUGCCUGACUUUAAGUCCGCCUUUCCAAAAUGGUCAUCAAAGGACCUGGCAACUAUUGUCCCAAAUCUCGCAAAACCCGGUCUUGAUCUCCUACGUAAAAUGCUGUGCUUGGAUCCCAGUAGAAGAAUUACAGCCCGGGCCGCACUGGAACACGAAUACUUUAAAGAUAUCGGGUUUGUGCCAUAACUCACGAAACUGAACCCAUUUCAAGGUUUUAUUAUGUGAGAUAUGUGUGAGUGUGUGACAUUUUUAGGUUAUGAUUUUUUCUUCCGUCUUAGGAAAACCUUAAAUGUUAAGGCGCUUUCUUGCUAAGCCAUUGUCGAAUUGGCUUGUGCGUGUGCCUUAUCUCUUAUAUCUGAAACCCUAAAGUUUCUGAUUCUGCAACAGUUUACUUGAUGAACAACAUAUCAUGUUUUUUAUUUGUCUAUGGAUCUGUUUGGUGUGCA
This is a messenger RNA of Helianthus annuus (common sunflower), 1311 nucleotides long. RefSeq names its product cell division control protein 2 homolog A. Gene Ontology annotation, biological process: signal transduction; G1/S transition of mitotic cell cycle; regulation of gene expression. The record is from RefSeq and is a predicted model, not a curated record. Bases 167 to 1051 code for a protein of 294 amino acids. Lineage: Eukaryota; Viridiplantae; Streptophyta; Magnoliopsida; Asterales; Asteraceae. Gene Ontology annotation, cellular component: nucleus; cytoplasm; cyclin-dependent protein kinase holoenzyme complex. Gene Ontology annotation, molecular function: cyclin-dependent protein serine/threonine kinase activity; ATP binding; cyclin binding. The transcript is spliced from 9 exons.